AUGUCUAAAGUUGCUCAAUUGAAAGCCGAUCUAGAUAAGAUCCAAACCGGUUAUGGUUUAAUGUCCUUAACCUGGAAAGCCGAACCUACUCCACGUGAAAUUGCAUUCGAGUCAAUGCAUAAAGUAAUCGAGUUUGCCCAAACUCAAAAAUGUAAGGCUUUUUUCAAUGUCGGUGAAUUUUAUGGUCCUAACUUUAUUAAUUUGAUUUACGUCAAAGAAUUUUUUGAAAAAUAUCCAGAAUUAAGAUCUAAUGUUAUUGUCUCUUGUAAAGGUGCUAUCGAUGAUGUUCGUUUAGUUCCAAAGGGUUCAUAUGAUGAUGUCAUUACUAGUGUUAGAAAUUCUGUUGAGGCAAUUGGUGGCGUUAUUGAUAUAUUUGAAGUUGCUAGACUUGAUAAAUCAAUCUGUGCUGAAGGUGAAAUUUAUCCUUAUGAAUCAUUUAAAGCACUUUCUGAAUUAGUUGAGGAGGGUGUUAUCGAUGGUAUUUCAUUAAGUGAAGUCACAGCUGAAGAAAUUCAAGCCAUUGCUAAGGAUUGGGGUAAAUAUUUAACUUGUGUUGAAGUUGAAUUAUCUUUAUUCAGUACUGAUAUUCUACAUAACAAUGUCGCUAAAGUUAAUAAUGAUCUAGGUUUAGUUACAAUCUGUUACUCACCAUUAGGAAGAGGUCUAUUGACUGGUAAUAUUAAAUCCUUAAAGGAUAUCCCAGAAGGGGAUUUCCGUUUAAAUUUAAAGAGAUUCCAAGGUGAUGCUUUAAAACAAAAUUUUGCAUUGAUUGAUUUCUUGCAAAACGAAAUUAUUGAUAAAAGAGAACCUUCGAGCCAAGUAUCUUUAGCACAAAUAGCUUUAGGUUGGAUUAAACAUUGGUCAUUCUCCCCAGAGUAUCCAAAGGGUAAAUUCAUUCCAAUUCCAAGUGGUUCCACAGUGAACAGAGUAAUUGAAAACUUUGAUGAAUCUAAGGCUAAGAUGACAGAUGCUGAGUUCACCAAGAUUAAUGAGUUUUUGAAGACUUUCGUUACAACUGGUGGUAGAUACGAGACUGAAAAUUGA
This is a messenger RNA of Maudiozyma saulgeensis, 1044 nucleotides long. The record is from the annotation of a GenBank genome assembly. Lineage: Eukaryota; Fungi; Ascomycota; Saccharomycetes; Saccharomycetales; Saccharomycetaceae.